AACGGUGCACCGUUAUAAUGACAGAUGCUUGUCAAAUUGGAAUUAAUUAGUUAUUAUUUGACUUUAAAAUGCUUCUAGACAACCAGAAGAUGGCUGCUAACAUCCAGUUUGAGAGAUGGACAGCCGACCAAGUUGCAGAAUGGUUACGAGGUCUGGAUAUGGAUGAUGCCAUGAUUCCAUACAUGCACUAUUUCCUCAACAGUGGAGUAGAUGGCAAGAAGUUGAUGUUAAUGACACAUGCUGAUUUGGAGAAAUUAAAUGUGACAAAGUUUGGUCACCAAGAACUCAUCCUUGAAGCUAUUGAUCUACUAAGAAACCUUAGAUAUGGAUACGAGACUGAGAAUUUACAAUCGUUAGCUCUUCAGUUGGGUUGUAAAGCUCGCAGUCUGAAUGGCGAUGUACGUGCCCGUACUGGCGAGAAUGACCGUAAUCGUGCUAACACAACACAUCAUUCUGGUGACAAUCAUAAACGUUUGUCAGUGGGGAUAUUGUCAUCUGUUGCUGAUCUUGUUGCUACAUUAAAGAGCUUGGUGGGCUGGAUGGAUAAGGCACCAUUUAGUGGUUUUCAUGAUCUUUGCCUGGUAAGAAACACUAUAGUGAAACUCGGACUUGACCUGAUCAACAUGUGUCAAAGGGAGGCAACCAUACCAGACAUAGAGUUAAACCUGACUACUACUACUAAAACAUUAUCAGACAUUUGUGAGAAGAUUGUGAUUGGUUCCCCAGAAAGUCACCUGGACCCCCUGUAUCUACAGCCAGCAUCACUGGAACAGGCAACCAUCAGGAAAAAGCAAGGAGAAGAACUGGGUAUGCACAUACAAUCAUCAUACUAUGGUGUCCAUGUGAUCAGUGGAAUAAAAGAUAUGUCACCAGCAGAUUUAUGUGGUAAAAUUGAGAAAGGAGAUGAGGUGAUACAGGUCAAUAGUCAAAUUGUGGCAGGGUGGUCACUGACAAAACUUGUCAGUCUGCUGAAAGAGAAUCCGAAGGAGGUCAUUUUAUUAUUGAAGAAGCGUCCACGUCAUAUUAGCCCUUACGGACAGAUGAAGAGGCCAAACAUGAUAAACAAACAUACAACAGAUUUCUCCACUCUACCUAAGUCAAUAAAGAAAAGAAGGUCACAGAAUGGCGAGGCCAAACAACUACGACCUUCUCUACAAGAGUUUGUCAACACAGUACCUAGUAAUGAAGAGACAGAGGAACUGGAUUCACCAAAAGAGACAAAUGAUGGUAACGAUACUGACAAUGAUGUUUUCCGCAGCGGUUCUGAAUCUCCACAAUUUACACAGUUCACUUUGCCGGUCCAGUCCGACCCAAAACAGCGGCGUGCCACAGUGAGCGGUGGUUCCCCCACACUUUCACGACCUUUGUUAGUGAUCGAGGACAUUGAUACACCUAGCAGACCAAAAUCCUUCACCAUUGCAACAGCAUCAGGAGUUAUGCCUCAUGAAAUCAUAAUUAACUCCCCUUCUGGAGACAAUCUGACAGACCUACAGAGAUUAACGUCUGCUGUAGAAAAGAGACAAGAUUAUAAGACAAAGUCUACCCCUCCUUCUCUAGAAUACAAACCAAAGAGCAACGCUCCAAAAUUGGAAUUUAGUGUUCUUAAGCCUACACCAAAAAUAGUGGAACCUAAAGACAGUGGUGAAAAGGUGGCAGAUAUAGUUGACAAUAAGGAGAUUGUGGGAAAUAAUGACACAGCUAAAGACAAUUCUGAAAAUGUUACUAAUCUUGAUGUUAGUGAAGAAGUAAAAGCAAAAGAAGAUUUAGAUAGUGGUGUUGAACCUUUAAGUGAUGACAUGACAUCAGAAAGUUUAUACGAGCGUACAAGUCAGUCGCCAGAAAGAUUGUUAGACAGUUCAACAGAUUCUGUUCCUCCUAGUGAAAGCUCUAUGGAGUCGUCACAAACAUGUACUUCAUCUUUGGAGAGUUCCAGUCACUCUCCACCAUUAGAGGAAAGUUCCCUACCCAGCAAAAGGAAAAUGUCUGUCUCGGAACUGUUUGUAGAGAGCUCUUUGCUAGAAUUGGUAAUGCAGAUUUAUAUAUUAUUAUUUCACUAUUUUAUCAGAUAUACAGAUAUUGAUAUUUGUCACCAUACUGCAGGUAAAAAGUAACUGGGGAUCAUUUUG
Molecule: messenger RNA, 2126 nt
Organism: Ruditapes philippinarum (Manila clam)
Lineage: Eukaryota; Metazoa; Mollusca; Bivalvia; Venerida; Veneridae
Exons: 11
Coding region: 69-2111 (680 amino acids)
Molecular function (GO): protein binding
Source: RefSeq, a predicted model, not a curated record